AUGGAGUACUCAGUAGACCUUGAUUUGAUUUGCCGUGUACUGCUCAAGCUGGGGCAUGAAUACUGGGAACGCUUUGAGCAAUCAAGGGAACAGGAAGACCUUGACAAGUGCAUUUCACAUGUUCGUAUUGUACUUGGACUUUGUACAGAAGGACAUCCAUGUCAUUCUACAGCAUUGGGUGCGCUCGGAGACUCUCUUUAUAUGCGCUUCGAGCAGUGGGGGAAAUUAGAAGAUUUAGAGGAGUCGAUAGGCGUCUAUCGUGCUGGUCUGGACCUUUUCCCCAAGGGCCAUCCCAAUCAUUCUGCAUCACUGAACAAUCUUGCAAAUUCCCUCCAUACUCGAUAUGAACAGCAUGGACAGAGUGCAGAUCUUGACGAGGCCAUUGAGCAUCAUCGUGCUGCCCUGGACCUUCACCCCGAGGGACAUCCCGAUCGUUCCGCAUCACUGAGCAACCUUGCGAAUUCCCUCCGUAUUCGAUUUAACCAGCUUAGACAGAGUGCAGAUCUUGACGAGGCCAUUGAGCAUCAUCGUGCUGCCUUGAACCUUUUACCCAAGGGCCAUCCUAAUCGCUCCACGUUUCUGAACAACUUUGCAAAUUCCCUCC
Molecule: messenger RNA, 604 nt
Organism: Fomitiporia mediterranea MF3/22
Lineage: Eukaryota; Fungi; Basidiomycota; Agaricomycetes; Hymenochaetales; Hymenochaetaceae
Exons: 1
Molecular function (GO): protein binding
Source: RefSeq, a predicted model, not a curated record